CGAUGGCGUCUCGUUAUUACCAGGAGAUGCAGGAGAGCUUCAAAACUAACAGCAAAAGUCGUGAGUUUCCUGCUCACACGGCGAAAGUCCAUUCGGUGGCGUGGAGCUGUGACGGAAGGAGACUCGCCUCCGGUUCUUUCGAUAAAACUGCUAGUGUUUUUGUCCUGGAAAAAGAUCGUUUGGUGAAGGAGAACAACUACAGAGGUCAUGGCGACAGUGUGGAUCAGCUCUGCUGGCAUCCCACUAACCCAGAUCUGUUUGUCACUGCGUCUGGAGACAAGACCAUCCGCAUAUGGGACGUACGAACCACUAAAUGCAUCGCUUCUGUUAAUACAAAAGGAGAGAACAUCAACAUUUGCUGGAGUCCUGACGGUCAGACCAUUGCCGUGGGCAACAAGGAUGAUGUGGUGACUUUCAUCGAUGCCAAGACGCACCGCUCCAAAGCCGAGGAGCAUUUUAAGUUUGAGGUCAACGAGAUCUCCUGGAACAAUGACAACGACAUGUUUUUCCUCACAAAUGGCAAUGGCUGCAUCAAUAUCCUGAGUUAUCCUGAUCUCAAACUGAUCCAGUCCAUCAGCGCUCACCCGUCCAACUGCAUCUGCAUCAAGUUUGACCCCACAGGAAAAUACUUUGCCACAGGAAGUGCCGACGCACUGGUCAGCCUGUGGGACGUGGAAGAGCUGGUGUGCGUCCGCUGCUUCUCCAGAUUGGACUGGCCUGUGAGGACGCUGAGCUUCAGCCACGAUGGGAAGAUGCUGGCCUCGGCUUCUGAGGAUCACUUCAUCGACAUCGCAGAGGUUGAAACGGGCGAGAAGCUGUGGGAGGUUCAGUGCGAUUCGCCGACGUUCACCGUGGCUUGGCACCCCAAGAGGCCACUGCUCGCCUAUGCCUGCGACGACAAAGAUGGCAAGUACGACAACAACCGAGAGGCGGGUACUGUCAAAUUGUUCGGCCUCCCCAACGACUCCUGAGAGUUGUAUUCCGUGCGGUUUCCUGGUGAACAGUCUAACUUCCUACUGACGGCUGGCUGAUGAUGUUCAAGGAAUCGUGAUGAACGUGGUCGCUGCUGCUUUUUGUUUAAGCUCCUCUCCACAAAGAUACCCGUUUGUGACAUGGCAGAAGUUGAAGCAUCUUAUUUUUGCCAGUUUCAAGGUAAAUUUCCCUUUGUUUUAAUCAGAUCCAUGCCACUUGUUAGCAGCAGGGGGUGCUGCUGUUCCAUCAUAAGACAGGUGACUUUAUUCCCUUUUUUUACACACCUGUUUAAAACACUCUAUUGUAUUAUAUUGUUAAUGUAAAUGACUAAAACUUGUUUU
Molecule: messenger RNA, 1313 nt
Organism: Thalassophryne amazonica
Lineage: Eukaryota; Metazoa; Chordata; Actinopteri; Batrachoidiformes; Batrachoididae
Gene: thoc3
Product: THO complex 3
Exons: 6
Coding region: 3-971 (322 amino acids)
Biological process (GO): mRNA export from nucleus
Cellular component (GO): THO complex part of transcription export complex
Molecular function (GO): protein binding
Source: RefSeq, a predicted model, not a curated record